AUGCCACUGAAACAUUAUCUACUUUUGCUGGUGGGCUGCCAUGCCUGGGGUGCAGGGUUGGCCUACUAUGGCUGCCCGAGCGAGUGUACCUGCUCCCGGGCCUCCCAGGUGGAGUGCACUGGGGCGCGCAUUGUGGCAGUGCCCAGCCCUCUGCCCUGGAACGCCAUGAGCCUGCAGAUCCUCAACACGCACAUCACUGAACUUGGCGAGUCCCCAUUCCUCAACAUCUCAGCCCUCAUCGCCCUGAGGAUCGAGAAGAAUGAGCUGUCACAUAUCAUGCCUGGGGCCUUCCGCAACCUGGGCUCACUGCGCUAUCUCAGCCUCGCCAACAACAAGCUUCAGGUUCUGCCUAUCGGCCUCUUCCAGGGCCUGGACAACCUGGAGUCUCUCCUCCUGUCCAGCAACCAGCUGUUGCAGAUCCAGCCAGCCCACUUCUCCCAGUGCAGCAACCUCAAGGAACUGCAGUUGCACGGCAACCAUCUGGAAUACAUCCCUGAUGGCGUCUUCGACCACCUGGUGGGACUCACCAAGCUCAAUCUGGGCAAGAACAGCCUCACCCACAUCUCACCCCGGGUCUUCCAGCACCUGGGCAACCUCCAGGUCCUCCGGCUGUAUGAGAACAGGCUCUCAGAUAUCCCCAUGGGUGCUUUUGAUGGGCUCGGUAACCUCCAGGAACUGGCCCUCCAGCAGAACCAGAUUGCCAUGCUCUCCCCCGGCCUCUUCCACAACAACCGCAACCUCCAGAGACUCUACCUGUCCAACAACCACAUCUCCCAGCUGCCCCCUGGCAUCUUCAUGCAGCUGCCACAGCUCAACCGUCUCACACUCUUUGGGAACUCCCUGAAGGAGCUCUCUCCUGGGGUCUUCGGGCCCAUGCACAACCUGCGAGAGCUUUGGCUCUACGACAACCACAUCACUUCUCUGCCUGACAACGUCUUCAGCAACCUCCACCAGCUGCAGGUCCUGAUCCUCAGCCGCAACCAGAUCAGCUUCAUCUCCCCUGGCGCCUUCAACGGGCUGACGGAGCUUCGAGAGCUGUCCCUCCACACCAACGCGCUGCAGGACCUGGACGGGAACGUCUUCCGCAUGCUGGCCAACCUGCAGAACAUCUCCCUGCAGAACAACCACCUCAGACAGCUCCCGGGGAAUAUCUUCGCCAACGUCAAUGGCCUCAUGACCAUCCAGCUGCAGAACAACCAGUUGGAGAACCUGCCUUUGGGCAUCUUUGAUCACUUGGGGAACCUGUGUGAUCUGCGGCUCUAUGACAACCCCUGGAGGUGUGACUCAGACAUCCUUCCGCUCCGCAACUGGCUCCUGCUCAACCAGCCCAGGUUAGGGACGGACACCCUCCCGGUGUGUUUCAGCCCAGUCAAUGUCCGAGGCCAGUCUCUCACUGUCAUCAACAUCAACGUUGCUGUCCCCAGUGUCCCUGAGGUGCCCAGCUACCCAGACAUGCCAGCGUACCCAGACACACCCAGCUACUUUGACACCACAUCCAUCUCUUCUACCACUUCAUUAACCAGCACCAUGGAAGACUACACCGAUCUGACCACCAUCCAGGUCACUGAGGACCGUGGCACAUGGGGUAUGACCCGGGCCCAGAGCGGGCUGGCCAUUGCCGCCAUCGUCAUCGGAACCAUUGCCCUGGCCUGCUCCCUGGCUGCCUGCAUUUGCUGUUGCUGCUGCAAGAAGAGGAGCCAGGCGGUCCUGAUGCAGAUGAAGGCGCCCAAUGAGUGUUAG
Messenger RNA from Lemur catta (Ring-tailed lemur), 1740 nucleotides. RefSeq names its product leucine rich repeat containing 15 (gene LRRC15). The record is from RefSeq and is a predicted model, not a curated record. Gene Ontology annotation, molecular function: protein binding. Gene Ontology annotation, cellular component: extracellular matrix. The transcript has a single exon. Lineage: Eukaryota; Metazoa; Chordata; Mammalia; Primates; Lemuridae. The coding region runs from base 1 to 1740 and encodes 579 amino acids.